AUGGCGAAUGUUGGCCAUACCUAUGACCCCUCCUGCAUGCUUCAUACCGAAUCCAAUCUAUUCACACGGCGAGCCAGUCAGAUCUCAAUCGAACCCCCGCCAAUCAAGGCACAUUAUUUCUACUGCUCUUCUCUCCCUAUCGAUGAUCCUCUGCUGCCCGUUCCUCCACCAAAUACCGGUGGUCCUCGGGCUGCAAUAGUUCCCCCACGACCUUUCUCGGUACAUGAUAAUAGAGCUCUUGAAGAAGCGUGGCUUAAAAUCCACAGACCAUACCUGUCGCAAGAGAGCUCCAGAAAACUAUCAGAUGCCGCUUUAGAGAAAUAUCCACACGAUGGUCAAGUCUCAAGAAGGAGAGGCGAGAGUCUCUCUAAAAUCUUCAAAGGUUCCCUUGACCGGAACGGCAGUAAGAAGAACGAUUUCGCCCACUCCAAUCAAAUCUCCAGUAACAAAGGAGGUAUCAGCUCCCCAGAUGGUCAGGCCACCACGACGGAUAUUGUCAUUCCAUCUCCAGAGUUGGACUCGAUUGACGAUAUAGACCCUGCUACACCACUGCCUUUCUCGCCGCCUCAAGCCUCUCUAGUCACUAGUUCCCAUGUCACUCUGAGCGAUGAUCCCGAGUAUACAUCACUAGCACAGGCUUCGCCAGUAACACAAAAAGAGAUCAAAGAGAACGAAGCAAACGCUGGCGUGCCCGCUGAUCGCAAGCGAAGUAGGAGUCCGUUUAGUCGCAAGGAAAGAACAGGAAACCACAUUAAAGCAGCCACAGCAUUGGGCUCAGAAGAUACGCCACGUCCGAGUCGCAAUGCAUCUCUCGCUGCAUCGAAGAGACAAGAUCUCACAGAUCUUGGGUCGAGCCCCACUGAACGCAGCACUACAGGCACCCCUUUCUUACGCAUACCGUCAAGCUUACGACGCAACCGGUCAAGAUCGCGCUCUCCGGAGCCCAGUGGACAACCGAUACCUGCAGAUAGUAACGCCAACAUGGAUGGCUCCGGGGAUACGCUUUCCCCUACUUCUUCACGCGCAACUCUGCAACGCCGUCCUAGAUCUGGUCACCUCCAGAAGAAUGCCAAGCAUUCGCCGCCUUCUACGCCCAGAGAUAUACAGCAAGCGAAGGUACCCGUUGGAGUUUCCCGUCUUCAUGUAGUCGAAUUGCCUACUCUGAAAAUGGGCCCGAUCUACUGGGACCCUGUUCACGACGUGUGCUCUGUAGUCCGUGGUACAUGGUUCUACAAAGAGACAAUGUGGCCUGUUGAAACAGACCUUGCUAACCAGCUUGAGGAAGGAUUCGAGUACAUCAAGCCUUGGACUCCCACUUACAACGACGAGCUUAAUAGCUGCAUUGAGAUAGGUCCAGAAGCUGAACUCAAAGUUGCACAUAAAAUCUGGCCGGCCGAACAAGCGACAGCAGACUCAAGGCCUUCGACUUCUCGAGACAAGCCGCUAGAGGUACAAUUGGGACCAGAAACAGCAAGGCAGCGCAAUGCUCUCAAAGCGGCGGGAAAGCCUGAAAAUCGCGCUGCUGGUAUACUUGACGGUUUUGACGACCCGGUCAGGCCGUUUGCUAAGUCGAGCAUCAUUUAUGUAAAUGCGUAUGAAGGACAAAUUCUCAACGCUGGUCAAUUGCCUUCCGUUGCCAGAGGCAGAAAACCUUUGGCAAAGAUUCGAAAAGGCCAGUCUGUGGGUGUGACUGUAACGCGAGGCUUUGACUUCAAAGCAUGGGAGAAGAAGUACUCUUCCAAGAAAGGAUCUGCCAAGGCAACUCGAGAUAGUCUUCAAGGCAUGCGCGUCCCCACUCAUGCUUCCACCGAUCGAAGAAAGUCCUGUGUCGCAUGUCUCUCAGCAGAGGAGACCCCUAAGGUCACUGAUUUGGUUCUUGUCAUACAUGGCAUUGGUCAAAAGCUUUCCGAGCGGGUGGAAAGCUUUCACUUCACUCAUGCAAUAAAUGCAUUCCGUCGCUCAGUCAACACAGAAAUCCAGUCUGACCUCGUCAAGCCUUGGUUACGGCCUGACCUUGGGACCAUCAUGACCUUGCCUGUCAAUUGGCGAUCAAAAAUGAAAAUAGAUGGUGACUCGCCAGUUGCAGAAAGGUCACAGGCGAGUGGUGGUCCCUCCAACCCAAAUUACAGCUUGAAAGAUAUCACUGCAGAGACGCUUCCUGCUGUACGUAACCUAAUCAGUGACGUGAUGCUCGACAUACCAUACUAUCUUUCUCAUCAUAAGCCGAAGAUGAUCGAAGCCGUCAUAAAAGAGGCUAAUCGCAUAUAUCGCCUUUGGUGUACCAACAAUCCAGGCUUCCAUGAACAUGGCAAGGUACAUUUGAUCGCGCACUCUCUGGGUAGUGUAAUGGCGUUGGACAUUCUUAGCAAUCAGCCCACCAAACUUCCGCAAGAACUAGAUUUUGGUGCGACUUCGCCACGUAAUGACUUUUUCGAGUUCGAUACCAAGAGCCUUUUCUUCUGCGGUAGCCCCGCGGGCUUCUUCCUUUUGCUUAAUCAUGCUCCCCUAGUACCAAGACGUGGCAGGGAAAAGGCCGGAGCUGAUGUCGAGGAUAUUGGAAGUGGUGGGGUGAGUGGCGAAACAGGCAAAUACGGUUGCUUAGCGGUGGACAAUCUCUACAAUAUCAUGCAUCAGAACGAUCCUGUUGCUUAUCGCGUCAAUGCUUGUGUGGACGUCGACUACUCCAACGCUUUGCAGCAAGCGUUUGUUCCCAGCGCAACAGCUUCAUGGACCCAAUACUUCGGUGCAAUGUUCAGAGGCAAAGCGGCUAUCCCUACUAAAGCUUUUGGAGCUGCUCCUUCUCGCCCCCCUAUCGCGAAGCUGCCCUCUACAGUCGAGUUAGAGACACACAAUUUCACGCGCGAGGAGAUUGCCGAGAAGAGAAUGUUGCUCCUGAACGACAACGGGCAGAUUGAUUAUACAUUGAAGUCUGGUGGUGGGCCCCUCGAGAUCCAAUAUCUGAAUAUGUUGAGUGCCCAUAGCAGUUAUUGGAUUAUGCAAGACUUCGUCAGAUUUCUCGUGGUUGAAAUUGGACGAAAGCCGGGCAAAAAUGAGACUGUAACGAGCUUUAGGGCGGUAAAGAAGGCUUGGGCCAAGAAGUGA
Molecule: messenger RNA, 3102 nt
Organism: Bacidia gigantensis
Lineage: Eukaryota; Fungi; Ascomycota; Lecanoromycetes; Lecanorales; Ramalinaceae
Exons: 2
Coding region: 1-3102 (1033 amino acids)
Cellular component (GO): cytoplasm
Molecular function (GO): metal ion binding; glycerophospholipase activity
Source: RefSeq, a predicted model, not a curated record